GUUAUCGCGACCCAGCUUCUGUUUGCAGGAGGACUAUUGUUCCUGGUUGCUAACAGACGGGGGCGAAGUCUGGGACCUCCGUCCCCCACCCCAGACUGGUGGUCCCCUGGGACCAGCUCUCACCCUGAAAUAGACCCGGGCAUGGCGGGUGCCAGGGAUGCCCGGGGAAUGAGUCCGCAGGGGCAGCAGGGUGGUCUGCGGCUGCUGGUGCUCGCUGGUGGGUGAUAGAGGGGGAUCCCACCACCUGCACUGGGCACCCCGGGUUGGUCCUGGUGUCACAUCCUCGUGGUGAGACAGUGGCGUGUGAGUCACCGCUGGACCCAGCUGCUUGCCAGCAUGGCUGGGUCCCCCGGCUGCUGAGGAAGCCCUGACUGAGCACAAGGAGCGCAGUGGCCCCAGCCCCAUGCAGGGAUGGCCACACAUGCCAGCAUUGCUGCCACGGUGGCCCAGAACCAUGGGUUUGCAGCCAUCUCCCCCAUCGCACUCCAGGAGCCCUGGGCUGCAGUGGAGGGGCUGGCUGUGCCCAGGACCCCCCCCCCAGCUCUGCAGGAUACCCAGCCUGGGCUGGGGGGGGCUGGCUGGGGGGGCCGAGGCGUGAGGCUGCACCAGGCACUGACCCCGAGCCUCUCGCUGUUUCCUGCCUUCUGGCUGCGUCGCGGUCCCUGGAGACCGGGAAGUGUCUGUGAUAGCCGGGAUGGUGUCGGUCCCGAAUCCAUUCUCAGCUACUGCUGUUUCCUUCCUGAGCUGCAAAUAACAGUGAGUCACCCCUGGCCCCACCAGGGAUGCUGCCGGGGCUCCGCUGGACCCCUGGCCCUGGCGCUGGCCCUGGGACCCUGGUGCGCUGGUGGCUUUGCCAGUUGGAUGCUCCCGCCAGCAAUCCACCCAAGGGCUCCUCACAGCCUCCUGGGGUCAGCAGGAAUCCCGAUGGGGCAACUGCCCCCCACGGUGCUGCAGACCCACCCUCUGUCCCAUUUUCCAGUUAGCACCCCUCCUAUAAUUAAUCCUUCCUAUGCCAAGGGCUCAUGUUGCGUUGAGGUCGGGCCAUGGGAACGGCUGUGCCUUGUUGCCCUCCCCAUCCCAAACUGCUGCAGGGCUGGGGUCUCUGCUCUGGGACCACCAGGUCUGGGGUGCAGGAAUGGGGCUGGUCCCCCCACAACAGGCUCCACAGCCCGAGGAGCCCCGGCCUGGGUGGAGACCUCCUUGCAGAGACACUUCAACCUGGAAAGCUGCCUGCCAGCACCCUCCCUGCCCCCUCCCAAGCUGGGGGGCAGUGGGGGGCAUGGGGUGCGAUCCCCCAUGAGGGGUGCAGGCAGGAGGAGGCCGGAUGCCUGUGAGCAGCCUGCCUGCCCUCUGCACAGGAUAUUGCAGCAGUGACAGCAGGAAAAUCUGCAACUUUCCUGGAAACUUUCUUCAAAGCGGAUCAAAGAUGCUGGGAAGCGACUGCAGAACAGCAGCAUCUGCUGAUCCCUGUCCCCCCAUCCUCAACUCGGCCCCUCAUCCCCAGCCAGGCCCCCCAGGGUGUCUUUGGGGUCCCUGGCAGAGCCGGGUCCUGCCCUGGCAGCCGCUGGCCAUCGCGGUGGCAGAGCCUGGUUAAAGCCCUGGGGUGUGUGUGAUGCCCAAGCGGGGCUGUGGGGAUGGCUGGGCUUGGCUCGGGGGGACA
This is a messenger RNA of Falco peregrinus (peregrine falcon), 1660 nucleotides long. RefSeq lists its product as uncharacterized. The transcript is spliced from 3 exons. The record is from RefSeq and is a predicted model, not a curated record. NCBI's taxonomy places the organism in Eukaryota, Metazoa, Chordata, Aves, Falconiformes, Falconidae. The coding region runs from base 412 to 1374 and encodes 320 amino acids.